CUAGUCUCUCUCUUCAUCUCUGGCAGAAUACACAACAUAGGCGGUAGCGGAGCGAAGAAACCAUGGCCAGAGGACAAAGAAAAAGCAACAAGAAGCUGAAAUUUUCAUUCGAAGAAAAGCGUAAUAAGAAAAGAAUUUUAAGCACAUCAACAGAGCAGGACCAGGAGCUAGACUUUUAUCUUCCUACAGAUGUUCUAGUAUUGAUAUUUACUCUCCUGAGCUUCAGAGACACUUCUCGGGCUGCUGGAGUCUGCAGGCGAUGGCGAGCUGCUGCAGCCACUGUCCAAAAUUUGGGCAAGCCACCGCUUCUUUUGCAUCUCCCAAGAUAUGGUUACCAGCGAUAUAAAUUUUUCGAUCUUUCUUUGAGCCGGUCAGAUAGCCUUAGCUUGCCAAUAUGCCGAAGAGGUAAACUCUACUAUGUCCGGGAUCGUUGGAUGCUGUUUUUCAAGGCCAGCAUGCAAACAUUGACAUUAUUCUGCCCUUACACACGAGAGUCAGUCCAACUACCUCGAUUGUCUGAGGAGUUCAAAGGAGCUGCUUUCUCAGGACUUCCAAAAUCACCAGACUGUGUAGUAUUUGCUAUAACUAUAUCAGAGCACACACAUGCUACCAUCUCAUCUUGUCGCCCCGGUGAUGAUACAUGGACGACGGUCACCUAUCAAUCCCAGCACCCAUUCCACAGUUGCAUUUGGAGCUGUGUUGUGGCGUGCAAUGGCUGUUUCUAUUGCAUGAGCCCCUCAGGACACGUGGGAGUAUAUGAUCCAAUGCAAAGAACUUGGACAGUCUUCAAUGGUGACCAUGAUCACUUGGUAGAGGGUAUUUCGCUCCAUAAAAGGAGGUGGUUCACUGCAGAGCACAGCGGGGACAUCUUUCUUGUUCGGACCUGUGUUAUUGAUGGCUUAACAAUAUAUAAGUUAGAUCAAACGGAAUUCAAUUGGUUGAAGGUGACAGAUUUUGGUGGGCUGACGAUUUUUGUGAGCCCUAAAGGUUCAUACAUCAAGGAUAACAUGCCGGGACGGAUGAGAGACUGCAUCUUUUUCUCAGAAGACAAAUACUUCACAAGGUAUUCUCUACACCAUGGAAGAUACUUUAGCGACUGUUUCAUUCGCCCCAAGGAUACCGAUGAAGCUGUUUGGAUUGAUGCACCGGAGGACAAUUCUGUUCUUGAGGGAUCUCGUAGCCAGCAAGCAAGUAAGAAGUAGUUGUAAUUUUGUCAUUGGAAUUUAAGGAGCUUACACUGUAAGCUCGUUAGGGUUUUAUUAAUUCUUGGUGGUCGACCUACUGAUCUGAUUAUACAUUUGAUGCUUGGUUAACUUGGUUAAGGGUAUCUUCCCUGCUUAACAGAUGUUGUUUUGAUAUCAUUUAAAAUUGCAUAAU
Messenger RNA from Andrographis paniculata, 1377 nucleotides. RefSeq names its product F-box/kelch-repeat protein At1g57790-like. Gene Ontology annotation, molecular function: protein binding. NCBI's taxonomy places the organism in Eukaryota, Viridiplantae, Streptophyta, Magnoliopsida, Lamiales, Acanthaceae. The coding region runs from base 63 to 1202 and encodes 379 amino acids. The record is from RefSeq and is a predicted model, not a curated record. The transcript has 2 exons.